Caretta caretta (loggerhead turtle) is the source of this 2902-nucleotide messenger RNA. It is a transcript of the gene PIBF1, whose product is annotated as progesterone immunomodulatory binding factor 1. Gene Ontology annotation, cellular component: microtubule organizing center. Gene Ontology annotation, biological process: cilium assembly. NCBI's taxonomy places the organism in Eukaryota, Metazoa, Chordata, Testudines, Cheloniidae. The record is from RefSeq and is a predicted model, not a curated record.
GAGUGGGGUCCGGGAUGGCGCAGGCCGGGCUCCACUGGUGUUCAUUGGGACCAGGAGCCACUCCUGCCCUAGGGCGACUUCCAGCCCUCCUGCUGUGACCCUGCCCCCGUGGUCAGGCCUCUCCACCGCCCUCAGUCUGAGGGAUGGUGGCUUGGUACUCCCCACUUCUGUGUUUAAACAGGCUGUUUAUUAGGGAUGAAGGGGCAGGGCACGGGCUGUGGUGGAGAGCGAGCUCGGCUUUGUGGAUGCAAGGAAGACUAAAGGUGCUCAGAUCAAAUCAUAACCAUAAAAACCUCUUCAAAUAGAAAGAAAAAUGUCACGGAAGGGCUCCAAGGAAACCAAGAAAGCAAAUAUCUCCAGCUCCCUGGAGUCUGAAGAUAUUAGUUUAGAGACUACAGUACCAACAGAUGACAUUUCCUCUUCUGAAGAGAGAGAAGGUACCACCAAAAUCACUAGGCAACUGAUUGAGCGGAAGGAAUUGCUUCAUAAUCUACAAUUGCUGAAAAUAGAGUUAUCUCAGAAAAACUUAAUGAUUGACAACUUGAAAGUGGAAUAUCUGACCAAAAUUGAAGAGCUAGAAGAGAAGCUUAAUGAUACAAUCCACCAGAAGCAGCUGUUAUCUUUACGACUAGACAACCAGCUGGCAUUACAGCAAGAAGAUGCCAGAAAACAUCAAGAGCUAAUGAAACAGGAAAUGGAAACCAUUUUAAUGAGGCAAAAACAACUAGAAGAAACAAAUCAUCAGUUAAGGGAGCGAGCCGGAGAUAUCCGUCGCAGCUUGCGUGAUUUGGAAUUGACAGAAGAUUAUUAUGAAAAACUGAAAUCUCUCCCUGAAGAUGAGCUUUCUAUCCCUGAAUAUGUUUCUAUUCGAUUCUAUGAAGUAGUCCAACCAUUAAGAAAAGAAGUAAAUGAACUACAGAUGAAAAAAGACAGCUUAUCAGAAGAUUUAAGUUAUUACAAGUCCCAGUUGAAGUGUGUGAUGGAGAGCUAUGAAGAUGAGCGAAGAAGUCGUUCAGAGCUAGAAGUUAGAUGUCAACGUUUGACACUAGAACUAGCAGAUACCAAACAGAUGAUUCAGCAAGGUGACUUCAGGCAGGAGAACUAUGAUAAAGUAAAACGUGAACGAGAUGCAUUUGAACAUGAAUUGUCAGAGCUCAGAAGAAAAUAUGAAAUAUUAGAAGUGUCGCACAAAGCACAAGCCAAAGAAAGAAAUGACUUAUCAAAAGAGGUUGCAACUUUACAGCAGUCUGUUAAUUUACUGCAAAAGGAUAAGGAUUAUCUUAAUCGUCAGAACAUGGAGCUCAGUGUUCGCUGUGCCCAUGAAGAAGAUCGCCUUGAAAGACUUCAAAUUCAGUUGGAGGAUGCCAAAAAAACUAGAGAGGAAAUGUAUGAAAAAUAUGUCACAUCCAGAGACCACUAUAAAACAGAAUAUGAGAACAAAUUGCGUGAUGAAUUGGAACAAAUUAGAUUGAAAACAAAUCAAGAAAUUGAACAGCUUCGAAGCACCUCAAAGGAGAUGUAUGAACGUGAAAACAGAAAUUUGAGAGAAGCAAGAGAUAAUGCUGUGGCUGAAAAAGAAAGAGCAGUUGUGGCUGAAAAAGAUGCUUUAGGAAAAUAUGAGCAUCUCUUAGAACAGUAUAGACAGCUGCAACUCAGCACAGAGAGCAAGGUGGCUGAACUUCUCCAUCAAAGUAAAUUAAAGUCCUUUGAGAGUGAACGUGUUCAACUCAUGCAAGAAGAAACGGCAAAGAAUCUCUCUCAAUGUCAGUUAGAAUGUGAGAAAUAUCAGAGAAAACUGGAGGUUCUCACUAAGGAGUUUUACAGCCUUCAAGCAUCUAGUGAGACACGCAUUACUGAACUUCAGGCACAGAAUUCUGAGCAUCAGGCAAGGCUAGACACUUAUGAAAAACUGGAAAAAGAACUUGAUGAGAUAAUAAUCCAAACUGCAGAAAUGGAAAAUGAAGAUGAAGCAGAAAGGAUUCUCUUUUCCUAUGGGUAUGGUGCUAAUGUUCCUACAACAGCCAAAAGGCGGCUAAAGCAAAGUGUUCACUUGGCAAGAAGGUUACUGCAGCUAGAAAAGCAAAACUCAUUGCUUGUAAAAGAUCUGGAACAUCAGAAAGAACAAGUCACACAGAUUUCACAAGAGCUUCACAGAGCCAAUUCUUUGUUGAGUCAAGUACAACAGCCAUACAAGUACCUCAUUGAGUCUGUACAACAGAGAGAUUCUCAGAUACAUUUACAGAAAGAACAUAUUGCACAACUUCAGAAAGAUGUCAGCCUUUUAAAUAAAGAAAAGACAGCUUUGCUCCGUGUCAAGAAUCAAAUGGGAGCAGAUUUGGAAAGACUUCUAAAUCAUCGUGAGGAACUGGCAGUAAUGAAACAGAUUCUUAUCAGUCUGCAUGGUAAACGCUAUGGGGAAAAUUUACCUCAGUCUCAUAGUGACGUAAGAAGCUUAACUGCAAAACACAAAUCAAACCCUUCUGUAAAGCUGCCAGCAGAACACGAGGAAGAAAAUGUAUUUAUACCCAAACCAACAUUAUUUACAAAUAGAGAGGCACCUGAUUGGUACAGGAAACUGAAGCAGAAAAAAGCACCAUGACAUUUUUCCAGGGAUUUUCAAUAUAAAUAAUCAGUUUGGCAGUUUAUUCUGUGAAGAAAGAAAUUGUAUUCAUAAUCAUGUUCUUAGUACCACACAAAUAAACAACUGGCUUGUUUUAUACCUAUGUUUAUACAUUGUAACAUUACCAUUCAACAUCUAAUGAAAAAAUGUGUGCAGUACUUGAUGUGAUGAUUUUACCAUCAAUAUGUUCUAAUUCAAAAUAUUAAAUACAAACAUACUCUGUGUGUGUUUAUAAUUUUGGCUAAUAAAGGACAUCUUAUUCAGAGUGCUCAUUAAUAUGAA